AUGCCAACUACUCCAAAAGUACUAUCAAAUGAUGACGAUAUCAAUAAAGAAGUUCAUAUGCUAAUAUGUGGUAGUCCUAAAGUAGGAAAAUCGACCUUAAUCAAUGCUCUCUGUGGUUGUCCCGUAGCCAAAGUGAAAACCAUUGGUCUCGAUCAAUGUACGCAAAAAACAACCUAUUAUCAAUUGGAUAACAUUUACUUUUGGGAUACGCCUGGUAUUCAAGACUGGUCUAACAUAGACAUAGAUUCAUAUCUCAAUUCAUCUAAACGAUGUCAAACACCAUUAUGUAUGUUCUAUUGUGCUUCACCCGGUUCAUUUACUAAACUGAAACCACUUGAAAUCCUACUUGAUGAAUGUAUUUAUCAACGACAUAUUUUUUGUGUACUAAUAGUGACAAACAUGUUUGCUCAUAUUGAUCGACAUGCGAUUCUCAACGAAUUCAAAACUCUUUUAAGCAAAUAUGUUAAUCACACUCAACAAAUACGAGAAGAACACGGUAUAUAUUAUUAUGGACAAGUUGGACUAUGCACUAUGGUUAAUAGUCGAGAAUUUGUUGAUGAAGAUACAAAUCGACGACAUUCACAGCACGGUAUAAAUGAGUUAGUUAUGGCUUUAACAAAGUCGUUCAGUAGAACCCGUCAACUAGAUGGUUGGUUACGAGCCAUCGAGAACAAUACACAAUUUUGGUUGGAAAAACAAGAAGAAAUUUUUAGACUCACUAAAUAUUCAGAUGAUAUAUGCUUGUCUGAAAUCGUUCAGAACAUCUGA
Molecule: messenger RNA, 768 nt
Organism: Rotaria sp. Silwood1
Lineage: Eukaryota; Metazoa; Rotifera; Eurotatoria; Philodinida; Philodinidae
Source: the annotation of a GenBank genome assembly